AUGCCAUCAAAGUCAAAAUCAGAGGAUGAAUCACUUCCCGCUCAGGAAGUUCAUUAUUUGAAAGAUGUUGUUAUAGGGUCUAAUAAACCCGAACCCUUUUAUGCCAAUUAUCAAACAGAUACUCCCAUCGCCAUGGAUUUGGGUACAUCCACAUGGAGAAUUGGACUUACAAAUAGUCCGGAGCCAAACAAUAUUUUCCCCGCAGUUAUAUCGAGACAUAGAGAUCGGAAGCUUUCGAAAACAUUGACCAUCAUUGGGAAUGAUGUGUUGACUGACUCUGCAUUGAAAUCAACAACAAAGACUCCAUAUGACGGUCCAUUGAUAACAAACUGGGACUAUAUCGAAUUUAUGCUUGACUACUCUUUUGAACACUUGUCGGUACAAAGUACAAAUGGAAAAGUUAAUAACCCCAUUAUUAUGACAGAACCAUUAACGUGUCCUUACAAUCAACGGAAGACCAUGUAUGAACUACUAUUUGAAGCUUAUCAGGUGCCUAAAGUUUCAUUUGGUCUUGAUUCGUUAUUCUCGUAUUAUGCCAACUCCGAUGGAAGGUCUACAGGGUUGGUAAUUGGCACUGGCAACGAACUGACAUCGAUAAUCCCUGUACUUGAUGGUAACGGAAUAAUUUCACAAGCCAAGCGCAUUGAUUGGGGCGGUGACCAAUCCCAGCUGUACUUGUCCAAACUUUUGAGUUUAAAGUACCCUUAUUUCCCUAAUAAAUUAAAUGUCAAUCACACUACAAACUUGUUUAAAGAUUUCUGUUAUGUCUCAGAGAAUUACCAAGAGGAAUUGAGACAUAUACUAGAUAUGGAUGUCUUGGAAAAGAAGGAUGUUGUUGUCCAAGCACCAGUUGAGAUAGCUGUCAAUACUGAAAACAAAAAGAGCGAAGAGGAGUUGGCGAGACAAGCUGAGAAACGUAAGGAGCAAGGUAAGCGAUUGCAAAAGCAAGCUCAACAGAAACGAAUUGAGAAGCUCGCACAGAAGCAGGAGGAGUGGGAUUACUACUCCAAGUUUAAAGAAGAGAACGCAAACUUGUCUGCUUCAGAGUUUGAGGACUUGGUAGUACGUGAUGGGUUUGACGAUCUUGAUGAUUUUAAAAAGUACAUGGCUUCUUUGGAGAGAUCACUUAAAAGGGCAGCCCAGACCGAGGAUGGCGGUGGAGAGGGAGAUGACGAGGAAGAAGGCGCCGACCCUGCAAAGGCUUGGCCAUUAGUUGACAUUCCUGAUGAUCAAUUAACCCCAGAGCAAGUGAAGGACAAAAGAAAACAGAAAUUGCUCAAGGCAAAUGCAGAGGCACGUGAGCGUAAUAGGGAAUUGAAAAGACAAGAACAAGAAGAACAAUUGAAACGCGAGGAAGAGGAAAGGAAAUGGAGGGAACGAGAUUUGGAUGAUUGGUGCACUUCAAAGAAACUUGAGUUAGCUGAGCUCAUUAGCAGAGUUAGAGAUAGACAAAAAUUGCUUGAAUCAAUGAAGGAUAGAAAAUCAGCCGUUGCACAACAACGUAUGAAGAAUAUUGCCGAUUUGGCAAAUGACGAAACUGGAUCCACCUCUGCAGCAUCUAGGAAAAGACGUCGUAAUGCCAAUGCAACAAUUGAUAAUGAUCCGAGUGACACAUUCGGAACAAACGACGAUGACUGGAAUGCGUAUAGAGAGAUUUCCAAUCAAUCUGUGGAGGAAGAGCUAAAUGAGCUCAACAAAGGAAUACUCGCAAUCGAGGAGGAGCUUUUGAAGCAUGAUCCAAACUUCCACCACGAAGAUACUUUUGCUGUAGCCAACACUUUUGAUUGGAGAAACCUGGUACUUCACAAGUUUGUACACGGUCCUAGACCAAACAUCACAAUUGAGAUGCAAGCCGAGGGAUUGGCACCGGAGGAGAUUGCAAAUCACCCAGAAAUCAUAAGGAAAAACCACCAAAUCCAUUUGAAUGUUGAACGCAUAAGGGUUCCAGAAAUAUUGUUUCAGCCAACGCUCGGUGGUCUUGAUCAAGCUGGAAUCACCGAGAUUUCCAGUGAUUUGCUACGCAGACGUUUGGAUGGAAUUUUUCAACCUGGAGGCCAAUCUUACAACACGGUUCGUGAUGUAUUUAUAACUGGAGGAUUGGCUCUCUUGCCAGGAUUCCAAAACAGAAUUAAAAGAGAUUUCACAGAGUUCUUGCCAGUGGAGACUCCACUUCACGUACGGACUGCAAAAGAUCCGUUGUUGGAUGCAUGGCACGGUAUGUACAAAUGGGCUAAUUCUGAUGAUUCAAAACAUGCGUACGUCACUAAAGCUGAAUUUGAGGAAUAUGGACCAGAGUAUUUGAAAGAGCACGGGUUGGGAAAUGCUUGUAUUCUAUAG
This is a messenger RNA of Lodderomyces theae, 2337 nucleotides long. RefSeq lists its product as uncharacterized. NCBI's taxonomy places the organism in Eukaryota, Fungi, Ascomycota, Pichiomycetes, Serinales, Debaryomycetaceae. Gene Ontology annotation, cellular component: Ino80 complex; cytoplasm. The record is from RefSeq and is a predicted model, not a curated record. The transcript has a single exon. The coding region runs from base 1 to 2337 and encodes 778 amino acids. Gene Ontology annotation, biological process: regulation of DNA-templated transcription.